Camellia sinensis is the source of this 762-nucleotide messenger RNA. The record is from RefSeq and is a predicted model, not a curated record. NCBI's taxonomy places the organism in Eukaryota, Viridiplantae, Streptophyta, Magnoliopsida, Ericales, Theaceae.
AUGGUGGAUAGGGCUAAAGAGGUAGGUCUAUUUGAAGGCGUACAGGUUGGCAGAGAUAAGGUUAGUGUGACACAUUUGCAAUUUGCAGAUGACACUAUUUUCUUCUCUGAGGGGGACGAGAGCCAAAUGGUUAAUCUCUAUUCGGUGGUAAGGCUUUUCGGGGUACUGUCUGGUCUUAGGGUAAAUUUAGAAAAGAGUAGGGUAGCGGGUAUUAAUGUGGAUUCAAGUUUGAUUCAGAGAGUGGCUGAGUUACUUGGGUGUGGUAUAAAGACAUUUCCGAUGAAGUAUUUGGGGCUCCUGCUUGGAGGUAAUCGAAGGGGUGAGGUGUUUUGGAAUCCGGUCGUGGAAAAGAUAGGGAAGAGGUUAGAAAGGUGGAGUAGGGUUUACUAUCUCGGGGAGGUUAAUGGUAGGGACUCUCAGGUGGUCACGAGAGGAACCAGGCGUGCUCCUUGGAAGUCCAUUUUUCAGAUUUAUCCCGUUUGGUCCCAAUUCAUUUCUGUGAGGGUUGGUAAUGGGGAAAAGGUCAAAUUCUGGGAGGAUGUUUGGGCGGGUUCCUCGUCCUUAGCGGAAUUCUAUCCACUCUUGUAUAGUGUUUCUCAGUCUCACUAUGUUUCUGUUGCGUCUGUAGCGGGUUCUUUAGUGGCACUUUUUUCUUGGAAUUUUAAUUUCUGCCGGAAUCUUCAUGAUAGGGAAGUUCCGGAAUUGGUAUCUCUUUUGUCAAGGCUUGAAAAUGUUUUUUUUGUCUCCAAUAUUGGAGGAUAG